Molecule: messenger RNA, 606 nt
Organism: Tauraco erythrolophus (red-crested turaco)
Lineage: Eukaryota; Metazoa; Chordata; Aves; Musophagiformes; Musophagidae
Source: RefSeq, a predicted model, not a curated record
AUGCACCAGAUUUACAGCUGCAGCGACGAAAAUUUAGAAGUUUUCACCACUGUGAUUUCAUCCAAAUCAUGUAGCCCUGCCCGAAGAAGAGCCAAAAGUACGCAGCACAUCCUAACAAAGAGCGUGGUAGCCAUAUCUGAUCACCGACCCCACAGGACGGAGAAGGUGCAGCCCCACCAGAGUGACCUCCUCCGAGUGCUGUACAGCCAAGACGAGGUGCAGGGCUUGGGCCGCCUGCCAAGCGGGCAGCGGGGACCCUGCCCUGACCAGGUGGGAAUUACUGAACCAGAGUCAUCCAAGUCCUGUAAUCACCUGUUGAAUGGAAAAUCUUUGUUCCCGCCAUCGCCGGUUGCCCAUGGCACAGCGAAAGCGGCGGCUGUCACAGGCUCACCCACGGGCGACGCUGCUCCUACAGACGACCACAAGCAGCACUGGAAGAAGUCAGCAGAGUAUGACCUGACCCUGCCACCCGGAGCAGAAGCUUCCCUACCGCUGACAGGAGGCAACCUGUGCGGGACACCCAGCCUCCUGAGGAAGAUGUGGAUGAAGCAUAAGAAGAAGUCAGAGUACCUGGGAGCAACAAACAGUGCCUUUGAGGCGGACUGA